CGGGUUCCGCAGCCCCUCUCUGGUCCCUGAACUCUGCUCCUCGCGGGGUCCAGCCGGCGGCGGGCGUGGGAAGGGCAGCUUCGGCGCCCCGCCCCGGCCUCUGUGAUGUCAGCGCCGGAACCUGGAAUCCCGGCUCCGAGAGGGAAGGUCGGGGACGCGGCGGCAGCGGCGGGAGCGGAUCCCCGGCGGCCUCAGGAGAGCGGGGCGCAGCCAUGAGCGAGUCCAGCUCCAGUGCGCUCCCGCCCGGCAGGCCCAGCCGGCAACUGGCGGCCCACCCAGAGAACCUGUCUCUAGACUCCAGUUGCUUCUCCUCUCCACCUGUGAACUUCCUCCAAGAAUUGCCAAGCUAUCGGUCCAUUGCACGCAGGAGAACGACCGUCAUUUCUCGGGGCAAGCAAAGUGGCACUUUGCUAAAGCCAACCAACUCUUACAGCUCCCAGCUGAAGGACGGAAUUGCUGCAAAUCUCAGCAGCCAAUCCAUUCGAGAAUAUGCACUGAACAUCUCUGAGAAGCGGAGACUAAGGUUUGUUCACUAGCCACCUGGAAUCUGUAUAGUGAUAUUAUGCACCAGAGGUAUGUUUUGUGCAUGAAAUGCAUUUCUUGAAGAGCUCACAUAAUUAAAAUUUUCUUCCUUAGCGUAAGCUAAGCUUUUUUGACAAAGAUACCGAAACUCCUACUGUUUCACUUGAUUAG
Messenger RNA from Sapajus apella (tufted capuchin), 693 nucleotides. Its product is annotated as transmembrane channel-like protein 7. Bases 213 to 536 code for a protein of 107 amino acids. The transcript has 2 exons. Lineage: Eukaryota; Metazoa; Chordata; Mammalia; Primates; Cebidae. The record is from RefSeq and is a predicted model, not a curated record.